AUGCUGGGUGGCCAAUCAAUAGCGAGGAUCUCUACCCCGGAUUGUACCGCUGGUGUGGACCUUCUUUCAUAUCCCGCGCUUUAUCGACGGACUAGAUUCAGACUGCCAUCUCUGUUGGUUCUCCCAAAGUUCCUGGGAAACUCGGAAGUUCGCACUGCGUUAUGUGAACAGUUGUCUCGUGGCUUUUUACAAGGCAAAGCGCUUGUGGACGGGGCCUUGUCCAACGGUGUUGAGUUCUUCGUCUAUUCCUCGGCCGAGCGAGGCGGCGAAGAGAGAUCCUUGGUCAACCCGACGGAUAUUCCCCACUUCAUCAGCAAGCACAACAUCGAGCACCAUCUAAUCGACUCGACGAAAGGCAAGGGCAUGCAAUGGACGAUCCUGCGCCCUGUCGCCUUCAUGGAGAACAUGACCCCCGGCAUUGGCACCAAGGUCAUGGCCACGUCGUGGCACCUGACCAUCCCCAAGGACAAGCCCUUGCAGCUGGUCUCCAUCCGCGACAUCGGCUGGUUCGCAGCGCAGGCCUUCUUGAGACCGAAUGACUUUGCCGGCCGGAGCAUCUCCUUGGCUGGUGAUGUACUCACGCUGUCGCAGGCGAAUGCCACCUUCAAGAGCAAAGUCGGCCAUGAAAUGCCGCAGACGUUUUCGUUCCUGGUGCGGCUCCUCUUGUGGUAUUCGGCUGAGUUUGGAAAUAUGUUUCGCUGGUUUGGUCGCGAGGGGUUCGGGUCGGACCUGAAGGCUUUGAAGGCUGAGCAUCCUGGUUUGCUCUCGUGGUCUGACUGGUUGGAGAAGGAGAGCGAAUGGACGAAGAAGUCAUCUUGA
Anthostomella pinea is the source of this 819-nucleotide messenger RNA. Lineage: Eukaryota; Fungi; Ascomycota; Sordariomycetes; Xylariales; Xylariaceae. The record is from the annotation of a GenBank genome assembly.